UCGACUUUUUUCCGUUUUCGGAUCGGUUUUCGGAUUUUUUGUAACUAUACUUCAAAAAAUAUAUAUGUAUUCAAUAUUCCCAUCGAGCUUAUCGCAACCAGUGCAUUCGCCUCAGACCAAAGCCGCGCAACUGGCCUUUCAGCUCUUAGAUAACGCUACAAUGAAUGCACAAUUUAAUCGCCGAUUCGAACAAUUACUACGCUCUGAGAAAUACUACGACUGCGUAUUUCACAUUGGCGGUGCACAACUAAAAUGUCACAAAUUAAUAUUAUCCACAGCCAGUCCAGUUUUCGAGGCCAUGUUCUAUGGUCCAAUACGCGAGCAACAAAAAGAAAUUGAGAUUUUGGACAUUGGCGCCGAAACUUUUCAAAUGCUUCUAAAUUUUAUUUACGCCGGUGUCAUGCCGGUGUCCCUUUCGCUAGAAGAGGCUAUUGAGCUAUACUAUUGCGCUGAGAAAUAUUUAAUCACUGACCUGACGAACACUUGCUUAUUGACGAUAGCGCGCAAAUUACGUUACACAAAUAUUCUACCUGCGCUGGAGCUUUGCGUCUGCAUGGAUCUGCGUGAUCUGCUGGAGGUAUGCAUGUCUUUCUUUAACCGCUGCUGUCUCAACAAUCCACAAUUUAUGACAUCGCAUAAGAGUCACUAUGUGCAUGUAUCCAAGGAAUGCGUCAAGGCAAUAAUUGCAGCUAAUAAUUGCGCGAAGACUAGAAAGCAAGUGUUGUGGUUCGUUUACGAGUGGUGCCAGCAGGAAUGCCAUGAAUUAGGAUUGCAGCAAGAAGAUUGUGCAGUAAUCAUCAAUGAUCUGCAAUUGCCUGCCUACAGUGAUGAGGAAUGCGAAGUAUUGAAGCUAAAAACGCCACAGCGACAAACCUGUAAUUCUAUCGAACGUAGCUAUUUUAAGGCAUGCCGGCCCUUCACUGUCGACCAGGAUACACAUGAAUGGACCGUGUUUGUCAAAUGCAAUCGUUUUAUUGCAUUGCAUGGUCUCAUCAUUUACAGUCGCCUAUCACCACUGGCACAUUACGCGUUCAAGCUACCCAGCGAGUACAGUGAAAAUUUGCAUAUUGAAAUUUUAGCAUCCGCUAAUGAAAGAAGUGAUGAAGUGAGUGAUCAAGAGGGCAAUGCGGCGAUCAGCGCUGAGACCUUACUUUGGCAGCAUAAUGUUAUAAAGCAGCUGACUAGAUACAAUUGUGAUAUGAAUAUCGAGUGGGAUGAGGGGCUGUUGCUUACCCCCGAUAUUGAGUAUAAAAUUAAGCUUAUGUGGCGUACGGAUGCAUACGGUUCCGAAUAUCCGUGUAGUUUGCAAUCGGAUUUCGUGGAUGGAAUAAGUUUCAGGGAAGAACCAAUGCACUCUGGGAGCUUGGUCAAGGGGUUGCGCUUUACAAAUUUGAUGUAAUAACUUGGAUGUACAUACGAUUAUAAAUUCUAAGCGGGCAUAGAUAAAAUGUAUUU
Messenger RNA from Rhagoletis zephyria (snowberry fruit fly), 1455 nucleotides. RefSeq names its product BTB/POZ domain-containing protein 1-like. Gene Ontology annotation, molecular function: protein binding. Lineage: Eukaryota; Metazoa; Arthropoda; Insecta; Diptera; Tephritidae. The record is from RefSeq and is a predicted model, not a curated record.